UUUAUGGCUAUGAUGACCUAUUUCACGUAAAUGUAACCUUUUUUUCCUUUCCAGCACAUCAAUAUCUAGCGGUAAUAAUUUCUAUUCUGAAACACACUUUAACACACUCAUAAGUCAUAUAUAGUUUUUCUAUUCAAGAAAAACUAAACUAGUUUUCAUUCAAACACACUUGAGUUUAACAAUGGCCACUACUACAUUCUGUAUAUUCCUAUUCCUUCUUUCUAUAACCUUCCAAAUCUUCAACCUCACUUCAUCUUCAUUAGAAGUUGAUACCCUUCUUUCCUUCAAAUCCACCAUUCAAGACUCUAAAAAAGCUUUAUCAACUUGGUCAAACACUUCAUCAAACCAUUUCUGUAACUGGACUGGUAUCUCUUGUUCUUCCACUACACCUUCUGAUUCACUCUCAGUUACUUCUGUUAAUCUUCAAAGCUUAAACCUAUCUGGUGAUAUAUCAUCUUCUAUAUGUGACCUUCCUAGUCUUUCUUAUCUCAACCUUGCUAAUAACAUCUUUAACCAACCUAUUCCACUUCAUCUUUCUCAAUGUAGUUCAUUAAAAAGUUUGAAUCUAAGUAAUAAUCUUAUUUGGGGUACUAUCCCUUCUCAGAUUUCUCAGUUUGUUUCUUUGUCAGUGCUUGAUUUGAGUAGAAACCAUAUAGAAGGAAAUAUUCCAGAUAGUUUAGGUUCAUUGAAGAAUCUUGAAGUGCUUAACAUGGGAAGUAACUUGCUUUCUGGUGAUGUACCUAACGUUUUUGGUAACUUGACUAAGCUAGAAGUUCUUGAUUUGUCUAUGAAUCCUUACUUGGUGAGUGAGAUUCCAGAAGAUGUUGGUGAACUUGGAAAUCUAAAGCAACUUUUGUUGCAGGGUUCUUCUUUUCAAGGUGAAGUUCCUGAGUCUUUGAAGGGUUUGAUUAGUUUAACUCAUUUAGAUCUCUCUGAAAAUAAUCUAACUGGUGAAGUUUCAAAGACUCUUGUAAGUUCUCUCAUGAACUUGGUUUCUUUUGAUGUUUCACAAAACAAGCUUUUAGGUUCAUUUCCAAAUGGUUUAUGUAAAGGAAAAGGGCUUAUAAAUCUAAGUCUUCAUACAAAUAGAUUCACUGGUUUAAUACCUAACUCAACUAGUGAAUGUAAGAGUCUUGAGAGAUUCCAAGUUCAGAACAAUGGUUUCUCUGGUGAUUUCCCUAUUGUGUUAUUUUCACUUCCUAAAAUUAAGCUCAUUAGAGGUGAAAACAAUAGAUUCACAGGAAAAAUACCUGAGUCAAUCUCAGAAGCUGUACAAUUAGAGCAAGUUCAGCUUGAUAAUAACCUUCUUGAUGGUAAAAUUCCUUCAGGUCUUGGUUUUGUGAAAAGCUUAUACAGAUUUUCUGCUUCUCUAAAUCAUUUCUAUGGUGAACUUCCACCUAAUUUUUGUGACUCACCAGUUAUGAGUAUAGUGAAUCUCUCACACAAUUCUCUUUCUGGUUCUAUCCCUCAGCUGAAAAAAUGUAAAAAACUAGUUUCACUUUCUUUAGCAGAUAACAGUUUAACAGGAGAAAUUCCUAAUUCUCUAGCUGAACUACCUGUGCUCACUUACCUUGAUCUUUCUGAUAACAAUCUCACUGGUUCAAUCCCACAAAGUCUUCAAAACUUGAAACUUGCUCUUUUCAAUGUGUCAUUCAAUCAGUUAUCAGGUAAAGUACCAUACUAUUUGAUUUCUGGUCUUCCUGCAUCCUUUUUGGAAGGAAAUAUUGGUCUUUGUGGCCCUGGAUUGCCGAAUUCAUGUUCUGAUGAUGGAAAGCCAAUACACCAUACUGCUUCUGGUUUAAUAACCUUAACCUGUGCUUUGAUCUCUCUAGCAUUUGUUGCUGGAACUGUUCUUGUUGCCAGUGGAUGUAUAUUGUAUAGGAGAUCUUGCAAAGGGGAUGAAGAUGCGGUUUGGCGUUCGGUGUUUUUCUAUCCACUUAGAAUUACUGAGCAUGAUCUUGUUAUAGGGAUGAAUGAGAAAAGCUCAAUAGGAAAUGGAGAUUUUGGUAAUGUUUAUGUUGUGAGUUUACCUAGUGGUGAUUUAGUAUCUGUGAAGAAGUUGGUUAAAUUUGGAAACCAGUCUUCAAAGAGUUUGAAAGUUGAGGUCAAAACAUUGGCUAAAAUUAGGCAUAAGAAUGUUGCCAAGAUUCUUGGGUUCUGUCAUUCUGAUGAGUCAGUUUUUCUCAUCUACGAGUACUUGCAUGGUGGAAGCUUAGGGGAUUUGAUUUGUAGUCAAAACUUUCAGUUGCAUUGGGGAAUUAGAUUAAAGAUUGCUAUUGGAGUUGCUCAAGGACUUGCAUAUCUUCACAAGGACUAUGUACCACACUUGGUUCAUAGAAAUCUCAAGUCAAAGAACAUUCUGUUGGAUGUUAACUUUGAGCCAAAAUUGACUCAUUUUGCUCUUGAUAAGAUUGUUGGAGAAGCUGCAUUUCAAUCUACUUUGGAUUCUGAAGCUGCAUCUUCUUGUUACAUUGCUCCAGAAUAUGGUUACAAUAAGAAAGCAAGUGAGCAAUUAGAUGUAUACAGCUUUGGUGUUGUAUUGCUGGAGCUAGUUUGUGGAAGACAAGCAGAUCAAAAAGAUUCAAGUGACUCCUCACUUGACAUAGUGAAAUGGGUUAGAAGAAAAGUGAACAUUACUAAUGGGGUGCAACAAGUUCUUGAUACUAGAACAUCAAAUACUUGUCACCAACAAAUGAUUGGUGCUUUAGAUAUUGCACUACGUUGCACUUCUGUGGUACCUGAGAAAAGGCCAUCAAUGUUAGAAGUUGUUAGAGGUCUUCAGUUCCUUGAGUCAAGGACUUGUGUAGCAAAUUUGCAGGGUGCAAAUGAUGAACCCUCCAUUCCAGUUUGAAAAUGAAACAAACACAAAGACUUGUAUGUUUUUCUUUUGAGUAUUUGUAUGUAAAUUUUCAGCUUUAUAUUUCACAUCUUUUUAUUUUUUAAA
Messenger RNA from Medicago truncatula (barrel medic), 2944 nucleotides. RefSeq names its product probably inactive leucine-rich repeat receptor-like protein kinase At5g06940. Gene Ontology annotation, biological process: protein phosphorylation. The transcript has 2 exons. Gene Ontology annotation, molecular function: ATP binding; protein kinase activity; receptor serine/threonine kinase binding. The coding region runs from base 182 to 2851 and encodes 889 amino acids. The record is from RefSeq and is a predicted model, not a curated record. NCBI's taxonomy places the organism in Eukaryota, Viridiplantae, Streptophyta, Magnoliopsida, Fabales, Fabaceae.